AUGGAAUUUCCAUCGACAGAACCACAUCCAUUGGAUUUCCAAGAAGCACUCAAUCUUUGUGGUAUUGCCUUUUACUUUCUUUUGUUAUUUAGAAUGUCAGGAGGCUCUCGGUGUUGAGAAAAGAGCGAUCUCUGACGGGCAGAUUAGUGCUUCGUCACAGCUUGAUGCCAACCAUGAAGCCAGUCAGGGUAGAUUGAAUUUGAAAGGAUCGUGGUCAGCUUACGCUAAUGACGCUGACCAAUGGCUACAGAUUGAUUUAGGUACCAAUCCUGUCACUGUCACAUGGGUGGCAACGCAAGGAAUUAAUUUCCAGAGCCAGUGGGUAAUAAAUUACACGCUGACAUAUAGCGACGACGGUCUGAAUUUCCAGUUGUACAAACAACAGGGACAAAGUGAACACAAGGUUAGACACCCGCCACUGCAGACAUUUAUAUUGUGCGGAGUUUGUUACUUUUUUAAUGAAGUGAUUGUUGCUUGUCAAAAAAAAAAAAAAUUAGUAGAUACAGGAAAUAGCUGACCCGGCAAGGAAACAAAAUAAAGUUCAGUAAUCUGUUUCACUGAAUGUAACCCUUAAACCCAAAAAAGUUAUUAUCAAAGUAAUCAUCUUGUAAGUUUUGACAUCUUAUGCAUCGGUAGCCUGAAUUUCAUCCGAUUGCUUCGAGUCGUUUUCUCUUCUUAGCAACGUCUGAAUCGACCAGCCGUUUUUAUGCUGUCCAGUGACGUCACUAUGCUACCCGAAAACCGGGUAGUGAUUUUGAUUGAUUGAUUGUCUAAACAUUCGCAUAAUUUAUGCACAAUUAUGAGAAAUUUUAGCGAGAUUAUCGCUUAAUCCGGAUAUUCAGGGGAUCGCAUUGGUGGAACGCUUGCGUGGAGUUCAAACAUUUAGAUAAUAUUUAUCCGUGUAGUGCGCAAUUCAUUCAACCAAAAUUCCGAUCGGUCCGACCGGGAAAAGUGGUCCACCUCAAAAGGUGGACCAUUAAUUUCAAAACUUUUCCGGUUGGACCAAACCGAUCCAUUUCGGUUGAAUGGAUCGCGCCCGUAAACAGCAAAAUUGCCAUGGCUUGUCUUCGAAACUGAAUUGCUAGAUUGAACUGCGAAUGAAGAAUCAUUGCGGAAAGUCGGUAAGUUUUUCAUUUAGAACCGCUUUGUAGUUUCGGCAGUGAUUUUGUUUAUGCGAAGUUUCUGAGACCAAUGUCAUGUUGUCAUUCGACCUUCUUGCUAUUUUCACCGUCAAGUGUAAUGAUUCUGUUAGCUUUUCUUUCUUGUUUCCUUGUUUUCUUUUUUUAUUCGUUAAGGACCAAAUAGCUUCUUUUCAAUUAAAGGAAAUUGUUGUGUUUUUUAACUAAGUGUUCCGUGUGUGUAUAUAUUUCAUGGCGUGAUUGCGACCGAGUUUGAAUUACAACUGGUUCAGAGUACUGCAUGCAGUUGAUAGUUUGUACGUUAAAUAUGAAUUACCAUCGAAAAAAGUAAAGCAAUUCUGUCAGCUGUUCUGUAUCAUGUAGACAUUUCUUGCCUGAAUUACAACAAUGGAGCAGUGACGUCACUGGACGGUAUUAACGGCCAGUCGUUUUAGACGUUACUGAGGGAGUAAUAACGACUCGAAGUAAUCGGAUGAAAUUCAGGAUAGUGCAUCGGUUACCCCUUCAUUGGUGAAGUGUACUUUGAUCUUCGUCAUUUCGUCACCAUACUUAAUCUCCUCAUUCAACUCCCUCUGAGGAGUCAGUCGGGAUGAGUGGGGCUGAAAAAAGUUUCCAGCAUUAAGCAAACAAGAUGAUAGGGAUCAUUUGGGGUAAGGAAAAUUUGUGGUCCAUUUUAGCCAUCCUUUUGCUUUAGGGGUGUUGUGGUCGGGGCUCAUUUGCGGUAGUGUACAGUUCCCCAAAAUAAUUUUGAAUUUCACUCUGUUUUCUAAACGUAAUUUUAAUUAACAUGUUCCCGAAAAUUCAAUGUUGUCAGCUUUCUGAAGUUUCAAGCACAUAGAGUUGUAAUGGGGGUCAGGCCUAACCGGUUGCGGAACCUGAAAAGGUAUCCGGGCAAAGCGUAAAGAAAAAAUAGUCAGCAGUUCUUUGGAAGGAAGAAAACGACUUCAGGCCCCAGUCUACUCGCAACCAAGUAACAACCAACUGCAAAAGACCAGAGAAGCAGCAAAAUUGUGGAACAAUAGAAGUCUAAAAGCAAAAGCUUAUUAAAAUGAUAUUAUUUUAAACUAGAAAAUCAAUGUCCCCCUGUUACUGGAAAGACUCAGCCGUUGACCUGUUCCCUAGACGCCAUUUCAGGAUACCUCUUCAGUGUUUUCUAGAAGUAAAUGGUCAAGGUCUCUUGUUCCCCAAAACCUCUGCCGGCCAGAUACUCAAAUUUCAUGUUCAUAGUGUUUGUUUUAAAAACAAUCCAACAGCUUUCAUCCGUAUUAGAGCUUACGUCUAGGUGUGCAGGGACCAAGGGUGUUAUGAAAUUCAGUGCCUAGCGACACAAAAUGUCACCCUCCGAUUGUGAAUGGCAGUCAAAUGGAGCCAAAACCGCUACUAAUUGUCCAUCUAACUACUGUUUUUGUUUUGUUUUUUUUUGUUUUUUUGGCGUGCUUCAGGUGUUUGUUGGCAACACAGACGAGAAUACUACCGUUUAUAACGAACUCAAUGAACCGAUUGUAGCACGCUACACACGUUUUCAACCAACAGCUUGGCAUAGCCACAUAUCAAUGAGGGUGGAACUAUAUGGCUGCAAAGGUACCUUUUUUUUGGUAACAUCCUUCUUUUAUGGAAUUCGGAAAAAAUACAAACAAAUCCUUGCUUAAUUUAUCACUUUUGGCGGCCUUUACUACUUUACUGCUAAUAUUAAUAUUUACAUUUACCGUCAUGGCGUUUCUUGACCGCUGAAAAAACCUAUUGAAGAAACCUUUAAUUCUGAUACUUUGACUUCGGCGUGACUUCAUAGAAUGCCCAAGAUAGAAAAGAAGGAAUUCAUGACACACGUUGUUCCUAUGCAUUGUGGAGACCCUUUGGGGAAACAACAAACAAUAACAAACACACAAAAAUAAAGUUCAGACGAAGUAAGGGCCUGUUUACAUGGAGGUGGGGGACCCCAGGUACGUGAGGUAACCCGCUUUGGUGGGUAACCCGCCUGUCCACAUAAUCUCUCAUUUUAAUUUGAUCCCGUUUACAUGAUAGGUGGGGUGACCCGCCGCAUGUUACCUCACCUAUCUGGGAUCCCCCAUCUCCAUGUAAGCAGGCCCUAAGAGAUAUUUCAUAUCACAGCUUUGUUAUGGAGCGUUGCUCUCAGAAGCGUUGAGUCUCGCUUGCUUGGAGAUAAGAUAACAAAUGAGGAGGCGAUUAGACCGCAAGCGAUGGUCUUUCUUUCCUAAGGGCCACGCUCGGCGGGCAAAAAAGUAAAAUUAUGCUCUCGACCUACUAUGACUCAAAAUAAAAAUACGAGACUGCUCACAGUCUAGGAGGCGAUUAAUUCUGCACGAAACAAGAUUUAGCGACGACCGGAAAUACGUUGCCGGUGGCAGGCUAUACGCGUGUAUAAAUUACACCAAAAUCAAGGGCCUUGAUUCGGGGAAAAUUACAUCAUUGCCAAACAGCCAAAAAUAAACCGCAUGCUCACCAAAAGACUCAUUUGCAUACAAUGAAAGUUUACAACACCCAACAUCCUCAUCCCUCAAAAAAUGGGUGGGGCGGGAAAAGGCCCUGGCAUCGGCUGGUCACGUGUCCCCUCGUACACCCUAAAAUCCUGGGUGUAAUAAAUUAGCGCUAUGUAAAAAGCUAAAAUUAUGCGUAACCUCACAGCGCGCGAUCUUGGGCGACCUUUUAUAUAUUUCUUGACGAUAAACGAAAAGUUUUACAAGAUUUCCUUUUUGUCACAGAUACUGGCUAUGGUAAUUUUUUGCUUUCCUCCGAUUUCUAUGAAGGGGAAAGCGAGUAACAUUUGUAAAACUUCUGCUUAUAGAGCGGUAAAAAUGACAAACAAGCUAUCGUACAUGCAUAAAGGUUGUACUUUUGGAAAGUCCGCUUUCUCGACUCUUCUCACAUUUUAUUUCAUUUCCUGCGAAGUGGGCCGCCGUACAGAGCCUAGCUCUAUUCACCUUAACUCUCGGCCAUAUCAUAGCGACACUCGUUGUAUGACCCGUAUUUUAAAAAAAUUCAUUGACCUCUGCGAACAAACGACUGGCAACAAGGAAAGACUUGGGUCCAUUUAAAAUCGAUGAGAGCUCUAGUUGAUUCCAAUCGAUCAAUCAAUCUUCCCUUAUAAUAUGAGGAAAAUCCUUUGUACUUAUCCUCGAAAGAGAAAAUAUAUAAGAGGUCUUCAAAUGUUUCACACCGGCGACCUGUUAUCGUCCCUGGCUGGAGGGCUGACUUGCAUCCGGCGCGGAGAUUUGUUUGUUUCAUGGUCCGGUUGUAGAGAAGACCAGACUCCAUAAAGCAUUUUGAUGAACAAUUUUAUUUCAAUUAAGUUCAACUUUUUUAAAUUCACUGUAGAUCUUGGAGGUAAAGGCCCGCAUUUUUGUUUGACAUUGGACAAAAUCACUUUCCGCUUGAUCGUACAGUAAUUCCACAGUCACGAUGAAGUUGAGAUGAAGUACUAGUUGAUAACAGCUUGUCUCAACUCUGAAGCAUUUGGCAUAUUUUGUACGUGACAACGUAGAGCCGGUACACCCUUACAUAAACUUCUAGUAUUUGAAUAAUGCGCAGUUAAAUGGAUCUUAAGCUUUUGAAUCGCACACACGCGGAAAAUUGACAUUUGACACAGAAAAAAAUUGACACAGUUCGCGAUGUUAUUAUUUUCCAUUGUUACUCCCUUCUGUCAGUGAAAAACCAGUGGGUUGCAUAUAAAUUAGCUUCUCAGGAAUAUUUAGGCUGUACACGUGACCAGCCGAUGCCAGGGCCUUUUCCCGCCCCACCCAUUUUUUGAGAGAAAAGCCCUGGGGAGGAGGUUGAACACCCAAACCAGUUAGCCUCACCAUCAAAGUUUUGCUAAUUAAUUUUUCUUUUUUUUCGACCAUUGAAGUGUUCACUUUUUCUAAAGUAAUCAACGCUUUCAAGCAAUAGAAUUCGUGGACCUACUCGUUCCGGAAAAGCUCUAAGCCGCAUUAUUCUUUCCUAAGCUUUCUUCGCAAAACAUGCAUGGCUUCGGUUACACAACCGUUCUUAUUUCCAGUUUCCAAGGUCUCCGCUAGGAACGCCUGGGAACAUGAUCUGCCUUUUGUGUCCUGAAUACGAAGGAAAAAAAACGGCUUGCACAUCUUAUGAGUCUCGCUGCUUGCGCAAGCGAGAAAAAAAAACGUGUUGCACGUGCAAAGCUGUUGUCCUGCUAAUACUAUCAGCAGCUGCUAAUACUAUUAGCAGCUGUUGUCCUCGUGCGACUCUUACGCUUCUUUCGUGCUUAGCAACCUCCCGCGUGCAUCCAUAACUCUAUGGUUGCAUGCUGCACGUUUACCAUUUCUUAUUAUAUAAAAACCUUCUGCUUCUUUGCCCCUCUCGUUGCUUUUUUUGCGUAACCGAGAAACGUCAGCCAUUUUUCUUGUUGUUGUAAUUAUUCCGUUUUAUGCUCCCCGAAGCAUUAAGAGAAAUAAUGAAAAAAAAAAUUGUAAUAAAAGAUUACACGCGAUUCUACGUAUUCGUAUCCCAGAAUAAGGUUGAUCGAAGAAUCCUAAACAGCUGCCCUAACCCCACCACUCCUUACUCAAUAUACAGUAUACAGUACUUACAUCUUCAAUAAAAACGUCAUUCGUAGGCUGUUAAAGAUGUUGAAUUUACAUUUACUGUGGCGUUUCGUGACCACUGGACCUUAAAAACUGGUUUCUUGUGUUUAAAGAAUUGCGUACCUUCUUGAUAAGUUGGCCAGGUAAAUUGCUUGUUAAGGCCUUGGGUGAAGCUGUUCCUGUUAACACUAUUCCGAGCUGGCGGCCCAGCCAAUAUAAUGUCCCCCUUAAAAUCGCCAGCACGAGUAGUAUGAAUAUAACAACGUGAAUUCUUUAGGUCUGAUUCAUUAUAUUUCCUAUUGAAGAAACCUUUAAGCUUGAUGCUUUGGCUUCUGCGUGACUUCAUAGAACUGGCCCAAGAUAGAAAAUAAGGAAUUAAUGACACACGUCGUUCCUAUGCAUUGUGGGGAUCCUUUGGGAAAACAAUAAAUAACAUACAAGCAAAAACAAAGUUCAGACGAACUAAAUUAACUAAGAAAUAUUUCAUCUCAAAGCUUUGCUGUUGAGCGUAUACAUGCCUUUUUUCGGUCUCAGUUAAAGAGUCCUAAGUUUACGUAAAAUGCUUAUGGUUCUAAACAUUAUAAACGGAAACGGAAGACCGAAGUAUAAUGAAAUCAGAGAAGCUUAUUAUUACAGGUUUGUUUGAUAUCGCCAUAUAUUUUUACUGUUGGAAUGAACUUGUACGUUUUGUUAGGAAAACCCGUAUACCGCCGCUGGUUUCUAGAUGGCAGUGAUCCAGAUGUGAGGUUAGUGGGGUUAUAUGUCUCUAGUUUGUUCAAUGUUGGGGUGAGGCGAGGGGGGGGGGGGGGGGCCGAGGCUUGGCUUUUUAUGCCUUACCCCUACUUUCGUAUUUCAAAAGAUUUUAUACGACAACGACUUCCCUUCUUAGUUCUCUCUAACUCUUAAAUAAAUCUUGAGAUUCACCAUUGUCUCUUUCAUGAUGACAUCCAGGUUUCAGCAUCGCCACAAAACUUAUGCAUUUGCAUUUCUGACUGCUGCAGGUGGCAUUACACUCAUAGCGAUGACUGGUUAAUUUUUGUCUCAUAACUUAGGAUUCGAGGGUAAAAUAGUGCCUUGCAUGUUCCUAUGACAGGUAAUUCUUUUAUUCACAGCUAGAUUCUAUUCAUUGGUUUUUGUUAUCUUACAGGUAUUUUGGUACCGUUAACCAUACUGAAGGCUGGUGUCCCGGAAGCAAAGCGGCCAUUUUCAGUCAGAAUGGUUCCUAUGCUACUGUCCCUAACAUUAACAUAACAACCUGUGACUUUACAAUUGCAUUUUGGGUAAAGUAUAUUGGUGUUCACGGGCCUAUAAUGGCGCUUUGGUCAAAGGGUGGAAAACUAUUUUACGUGACGGUCAAGAAUUCCCGACUCAUUCUAUCGAUACACAACACUUUCCACUUACAAAUCAAUUACUGGAAUCACGUAGCAGUAACCUGUCAGCUGCAUAAGAUCAAGGUGUUCGUUAAUGGUACGGAGGAGGCACUGAUAGACCAAUGGAAUGAGUAUUUCUUCUCAUCGUUAGGCCGUUAUCAGCCAGAGUACAUCAUAGGGCCAGAGUACAUCAUAGGGAAUGAUCCGGGUUUAGUCCGGAUGCCAAUGGCAAAUGGGGUGUUUGUUGGAGCAGUCAUGGAUCUUUACGUGACUGGAAAAGCUUUUUCCGUGAAGCAGAUUGGUGACUUAAUCAAAGGCAAGAGUAGUAUCUAAAAAAAUGCACUUAAUUAUUUGAGUGUUGAUAUCUUUAGUACGAAAGUACUAAUUGGGGACACUAUUUUUAUUUUGCCAUUUGCCGACGUUACGACGUCGGACAUCGAGGAGGCAGCACCAGAGAAAUCACUUACUGACUUGAGUGACAAUGAGAUUGAAACUGAAAUUGAAAUUGAAUAAUUACUAAUAAGAGACUUCCCCGAAGGAGUUUUCUUCAGAGUAUUUUACAGAAACCUGGCUUUGUUACAUCUUCAUUGCCAUUUAUUGUUUUGUUCCAAAAUAAACAUACUAAACUUGCUGAAAAUGGUGAAAAUUUAGUAAGGGCCUAGCUUCGAGUAAACGCCCUCCUCGAAUAAGCGCCCACUGUCAAGUUUCAAAAAUUAAUUACAGGCAAAUUUAAGUAACAAAAUCAAUUUUUUGUGUGCUUAUUGUCACAUUCAAGGGACCUCGGUCUCGCAGGAAUUAACCAAGAACUCUUUUUAAAGGACUCAACGCAUGCGCAUAAUUAUAUCAGUUAUUUAAGAUGGCGUCGGUGAGCUGGUUGUUAAUUGUUCGAGUUUAAUAAGUUGUUAGAUAGUUUUGUAGGUUUCGUAGUGUACCUUUUUACAUUCAUCUAUCACUGCAAAAAAAUCGGUGGAAAUCACUAAAUAAUCAUAGUAUUAUUCUCAUUAUUUAAAGGCAAACCAAUUACACCCGUGAUAAACAACAAAGAGUCGGAAAUACAUGGUUGCAAAGUCAAUGUAACGUGGAGUAGAAAAGAAAUAUGCACCAUAACGAAGAGCACUGUACGGUAUAGGGAGAUAAAGCCACUAGGCAAUGAAGCUGAAUGGGGAGAAUUAACGGUUCCUGCUACCACCUUUCGUCUUUUACCUCUGGAAUGCGACAAGGGGUAUGAAAUUGGAGUGUCUUCCUGGUUUGGAGAAGUUCAAAGCGACUGGUCAGUUUCUUGGAAAUUUAAAACCCACUCUGAAGGUGCGACAUUACCUUAUGUAUGUCCAAUAGCUGAUAGGGAUUUGGUAUAGACACUAAACCAUAAUCACUCAAACCUCUGCGAACGCCCAUAAACUGUACACUUCUAGAGAAGCUGGCACCCGCUUCUGCUCCCUCAGAAGCAAGCCACGUAGACAGUAAAACAAACGACGACGGAAUUUACCACAUGAAAGUCUUUAGAUGUUUCAAGAACAGCAACAAAAAUGAACAGAUAAGCCUCCGCUUAUGGGAAGCUAAUCUGUAAUUUUCAUACUUUUAGCGAUCGUUCUCCUUCAAAUAGCCUGUCAUGUUUACAUUUUUCAUGGCCAUCUCGAUCGUUCAACGAUCGUUCUGUUUUCAAAGAUAUUACAGAGAUGACGUCAAUGCAAUAAUUCACAUUGUUGACAGGAGAAAUUAUUGUUUUUUUGGUUCAUUUUGUUACGUUUCGUUUCGUUUUGUUUUUUUUGUUUAUUUUUUCCUUUGUAGAGGAAAUUCUAAAGAAAGAUUUGACGGACGAAAAUUGUCAUAUGAUUAUCAUUUGCCUUUUUCCUGGAAAAAUAACUUAAUUUGGAAAGUUCUGGAAGCUGCUCAAAAUUAGAGGAUAUGGUGACUGAGAAAUAGCUUCUUUGAUUUAAUUUCCUCGUGUAAGGAAAUACGUCUUUCAUCUGCUCUAGUAAACCUUUUCAUGAGGAGAGCCCCGGGAGCUUCAGCAGCUACGACGGCGACAGCGGCGAAAACGUCACUUAAAAACCGAACUCACGCUUUUUCAAACUUUAUCGCUUUUACUUCGGGUCCAUUUCGUUUAAGUUGCGAAAUGUUGGCCGAUAUUCAUAAGGGUUAAAUUCUAAAGAAUUGUAUAUCAGCUUGGAAAAGAAAAUCGCUCUCAUGUGUUCAAAUCCACAUAAACGUAAAACUUGGCAGUCUCACGCCGUGGUCGUAUAAUGACGGCGAAGAACCGGAACGUUACUAAAACGGAGAAAGGAAGGCAGAGAACGAGAGCAAGCUAAGGGGAAAGGGAAAAUGAAAAGUGGGGGACAAACAGAGAAUUGGAAAUGAAUUUACGGAGUGGGCUAGGGUUGAAGUUAGGUUUUGUUCCCAUUUUUCAUUUUCCUGUUCCCCGUGCUCGUUCACUGUUUUAGUAACAUUCCGGAGAACUGUAUAAAAAUGAGUGUUGCACGUGCAAAGUUGUUGUUCUGCUAAUACCGCUGACAAACCAAAUGCGUUCAAGUUUUUGCCCUUCUCGUUGCCUUUUCGCUUCACCGAAAACGUCUGCCAUUACUCUUGUUAUUGUAAUUAUUCUGAUUUACGCUCUCCGAAAUAUAAUAGGAAUGAUAAGAACAAUAAAAAAACAUAAAAUUAUACGCCAUUCGUAUAUAUUUGUAUUCCAGAAUAAGGUUAAUCGAACGAAUCCUAAACAGGCGCCCUAAUCCUGAAUAUACGUACGUUACAUUCAGGGUAACUAGAAUCAUCCAAAAAUACCGCUUUUUUAUAGCGAAAGCUAACAACUCUCCUCAUACAUCAUAGCAAUCAUGCCGCCAAACAAGCAGCUAGUCGAUUAUUUACAUAAGCUUACUUCUUCACGCGAUCGUACGAAAUGAUCUGCCGGCACUCAGCAACUGAACUGACCCGUAGUUCUCUUAAACCCGUAGUACACGCUCUAGCUUAUCAUUUUCUUUAACUUCUUCUUACUUUUUUAACCAUUCUUCAACAGCCAAGGGUUCAUCGUCAUAUACCAUGUAAUUUUCCAGGCUUUCAAAUUCUGAAGAACGAAGUGAUCCCUUUCAAAGAAGAGCUCCCAUCUCUUAAAUAAGUCGCCCCGGGUGCUACUUAAAUAUUAAAGCUACUUUUUCAAUGAUGUGUGUAACUGUUACAGUUCUUAGCAUUAACGAUUGCUAAUGAUCCUACAGGAGGCUCCCCUAUCGCCAAAAAUGAUACUGCAAAGAUUGCCUGGAUAAUGCUGGGAGUUUCCGUGGCUCUCUCUGCUGUGGUGGUGGGGAUAAUUGUCUGCCGUAAGAGAGCAAAGAGGAAUGAUAAACGGUAUUUCAUUCAAAUGAUAAUAUCACUCAAAUUUAGAAUAUUAUUCUUUGUUGCUGAAUUGUUCCAUGAUAAAGUGUCUGGGCAUGUCUAUCUGGUGUCGUACUCACUCCCAAGCCACAACUGACCUUUCUUACAGGCCAAGGCAGUGUAACUUUUGACUAAAUUUUAUCAGCUAGGAAGCCGUCCCUGAUUUAAGCGCUACCACAAGCCCAUGAUUAAUUACGAGAAAUUUCAUUGACAUUUAAUUUGCACUUUGAUCCAGUGAGUCUGACAUUGCUGAGUUUAUGUUGCUGGAAGUCCCACACGAGCGGGUUACUAUCAUGGAGGAACUGGGACGAGGCGCUUUUGGAAGAGUUUAUAAGAGCGUGAUGAGGGGGCUACCUGAAAAGAAUACAUCCUCGAAACCCAAGGAUCAUAGUUUGGAUUCGCAUGAGGGACGUAUUGUUGCUACAAAAGUUCUACCAGGUGCGUGAAUGCAGAGUAUGGCAAAAAGAUAACUUACUCUUUCAGCAAACGCUAUUCACGGGAGUGAUUCUUAUUAAUAACAGGCAAGAGAGCCUCUCUUGUAACAGGUUUGAAUUAUUUAAUCCAAUAGAUGGCAAACAUUAUAUCGUGGAAAACAGCAUGUCAAUGCCCCAGUUGGUAACAGUGUGAUGUACCUGAGAGGCCCAUUUUAAAUCCUUAAAUUUUGUUUUCUACUUAUAUUAAUUAAUGACCUCCCUGAAUGUUUGCAAUUCACCACACCAUUUGCAAUGAAUAAAUUACUGUAGACAUAAAAACCUUCAGUGAGAUCAGAACGUUGAUAAGGUGUGCUCCAAGGUUAGUCGUGUUAUAAGUGGUCUUAGACAAAUUCGAGAUUAUGUCACAUUAAAUGUACUAAAAAGAAUAUAGCACUUAAAUCGAUGCCCGUGUUCAAGCGAAAACCGAGCGGACACCUUUUAACAAAACCACACAGAUAUAAAAAAUGCAAAACAGAGCAGGCUGCAUGAUCACUUCUCAGGGCUGUGACAUGAUAACAGAUUAAUCUUUUUAAACCAAUUCAAAAUGUUAGUGCAUGCCUUCGUAAUGUGUAGAUUGGUCGUUCUCUCAGGGGCACUUAUUAACGUCAAUAUUCGGAAAUUAUCUGUUCGGAAGAUGAUUUGAGAUCUAGAAUUUUCGGAACAUUUGUUGUAAAAUUUCUUGCUUGCCUGCCUCUCCUAGGAUUUUCCAACUUUUAAAGAAUGGUAUAAUUGCCCAUUUUUAACGCAUUUUUCCCUAAAAAGGUCACCUAGAAUUUUCGAGAACCUUUUUCCUGGUUUAAAUUUUCGAAAAGGUAAGUUUUGAUCCCUAUAAUUUUCGGAACACUAGUCAAGGCUCUCAGCUAGGAAAUCGGGACAGAUGAAAUAUUUUUAAGAGAUAAAAAUAUGCCUAUAUCUACUGUUUAAAUACUAAAUACGCUUAACAAUGCUAUGUUUAAAUGGUUUUGAACUAUAUCCUCGUUGGGUGCCCCUAGUUCUCUUAUGUAAUCUUUCGAAAUACGUUAUUUACAUGUUUCAGUCAUCACUUGAGAACUUUAUCUGAUCGUAUGUGGUUGCAAAUAUGACCAGGUUAUUGCUUUACUUACUAGAGAACUACAUUCAUUUGGCUUCCCUUGGAGCACGAGUAGCGGAAUUUUAAAUUAUUUAUGUCCCUUCCAUAUUCAUCAUUUGUUUCAAACUUACAAAACUGUUAGGAGUUCACGAUCAUCAACCAUGAACUUGUUAAUUAAUGACACUCAGAUCAAGGCUAAAAUUUUAUCAGGCGAUAAUGCUUUUUUCGUUUUGUCCCUAAACUUUGCAAUGAUUCUCCAUAGCAUAUAGAAUGUAAAAUGGAGUUUGAAUAUUCGUUCCUCUGAGAGCAAUCUUAGUAAAAGCUUUAAAAACCUUUAAGCGUUAUUUUUAUUUCGUAGUUUUGUUUAACAAUUUUUUUUUUAUUUUUUAAUGUUACGAGUUACUGCUUUCUAGUUGUUUAAGUUGAAAACAUUUAUUGUAAAGCGCCUUGGAGCUUGAUGAUGAUAAUGAUGAUGACAACAGUGAGCCGAAAACCCUUCAUGAGACCCAUCUACAAAAGCAUACUAGGAUGUCCCUGUCUAUGCAGAGUCAGUGGAAGUGAGCCAAUUGGAUAGAUACGUUAGGAUUACAAAAUUAAUGUACACUCAAGGAACUCAAGGAAAGUCAUAUUAUUGGAGAUGAAGAGCCCCUGGGUCGAGAAUAGGGAAGCAAUUAAAGAACACAAAACGUGGCGUCUAGAAUUAAAGAAACAAGUUUCCGGACUAAAAGAUCAUCCAGCAUUACAUCAUGUUACAUGUCGUGCUUGGUGAUCGCUAGAUAAAGAGAACUAACGGUUUUUCUUUGAGACUUUGUUUUAUCUACGUCACUUAACUUAGGGAACCAAUUAUUUAACAAAUAGAUUUUUUCUCAAGCAGAAAUUAGGACCUGAGCCAUUGACUGUGUUUUAUUUUCAUAGGUUAAGUGUACUUUCAUUUUAAUUAGUUCUUUUUAUCUUUACAUCUGGUUUUAGUUGUUUAGUACUAACUGAUAUCGUGUAGCAUUUACGUAGGUCACGGUUACUGGAUUUGUUUUCAAUGUCUUUCCUUUUCUUCAGAAAAUGCCACGGAGGAGGAAAAACGGCAGUUAGUUCGAGAAAUUGAGCUGAUGAAGGAAGUCGGAACACACCGUAAUAUUGUGAGCAUGCUCGGGUACUGGAUCCAAUCACAUCCCAUCAUGUUAAUCAUGGAAUAUGUUCCAAACGGAGAUCUUCUUCAGUGGCUCAGAAACAAAAGGCAACAGGUAUCAUUACUUUAUCAGCUGUGUCAAUAAAAAUUUGCUGCCCUCUUUUUUGCUCUUUGUUUAAAAAAUACCUGCUCUCCAUUCGCAAUAGUGCUGCGCACAGGUAUUAUUUAUAGAACUCAAACUCAGACAAACAAAUUCCUUAUUUCUGUUUGUCUUUUUGCCAUUAAAAUGUCAAGUUUCUCUGACUUUUGUCAUAAAAAAAAAAACAAAAAUGGCAGAUUUCAUAAAAACAUUGCAAAGUAGUCACUCUGACGUCAUUAGUAUUCUGUGCUGCACUUUAAUUUUCUAAUGAUGAUCCUGCUGCGUGUGUUUUUUUCUUACAUUGUGUGGUCUCUUAAGGAGCUUUAAGGCAGAAGGAAAAUCCUCUAUCUCAUCACACGUCUAAGAACCAUCGUCUUCGUUAAAAAUAACAAGAUGCUAACCAACUUGAUAUGAGAAUUUGUACAUGUUACCUAUAAUUCAAGUUCUCAAAGACAGAGGUUCACUUAAAAAUGUAGGUAUAAAUGCAACCGGACAUUUGUAUUUUCCCAAACGCGGUUUAUACAGCCAGACUGUUUAGAUGCUAUUCAUGUAUUCGUUAAACAAAGAUCGGUAAAUACACAAAAAUAUGUGUUCAUAGAGUCAGUAAAGUUAAGCUUGCCCCGGUAGGAUCAGUUAAGGUUUCCGGGAAACUGCCCACCUAUGCCUCCCCUAAGCCACAUUUUACCUAAGUGAGAAGGUAGUGUUGAUGUUGUCUUUGGGGAGGGGUAGGUUGUGAGAAAAGAAAAAAAACUUGAAGUUUUGAGCGUUUCCCCCAGGGGGUAAUCCCACCCGAUAGGAUGAGGAUCUCCAUCCUUAAAUAUGGUAUCCUUGUUGCCCUUAUUGGCGCAGUGUUGCCGAUAGGGUACCGUUAUUCUAUCAGGUAAAAUUCACAUUCGUUAAUGCCUAACACACGAGAAACAAAUCAUAGAUCUGUUAGAACUGAACUUUACCCUUGAACUGAUUAUAUUAGGAGCGCGAUUUAAGGAAGUUUUUUUCUGUUUCCAUUAAUUCUUAGGUUUUGUUUUUCUUAAACUGGGCCUCAUUUUCCACGUUUGGGUCUUGAAUAGGAUAUUGAUUUUCGCUUGUCUCAACUAUUCGAAAUUUUUUAGAGUACCCCAGGUGGGCGUUAACCUUUUCUGGUCAGAAUGAAUCACAGGAUUACUAAUAGUGGAGCUACGCUAUUGUUUGAGCAUGGUAACAAGACAAGAAUAGUUUACUUCAACGAACGCGUUUCAUUCUGGUAAUUUACUUAUUUUUUUAACAUUUUCCCAUGUAUUCACCGUAAUUGAGCUCCGACAUUUGAUAAACCGUUCUUGAUUCGAGCUGACAAAGGGCUUCCAUUCAAAAUGCCCGUCAGCUUUUCGAUCCACGGUCUUUCAUUGGUGGCAAGAUGAGUUAUUCAAAUCAGUUGAUUACAUCAGAGUUUUUCUUUUUACCCUCCGACCGACGUAGUAGAAAAGUGUCUUUAAAAAAAACAUCAAAAUAUUUUGGUGGAGACAUUGAUUGUCCUUCCCGUAAGCCCUGUACGAGAUAUGACGUCACAAGUGGCAUUAGGUCAAACCUAAUAUCAAGAAGCACACGUCUCGUUUUUGGGACUGUGUAUCUUAAAAUGUCAUAGAAAAUUGUAACAAAGCAGAAGAAAAGCUUUGUUUCUAUUGCAGUUUAAUCCAUUUGAAUUUUCCGUGGACGAUUUAAAGAAAGUUGGCCCAUAAGGUAUUCCAGGCUGGAUUUUUAGUUUAACGUCGGUUAAGUAAUCUUUCAAUUCACAUGGAUUCCUUUUAAAUGGGUAAAAAUAUUUCGGCUAACCAACUGAUAGUGUUGAAAUUGUUUCUGCUGACAAAACCGUUUCAUGAUCAGACGGAAUUCAUUUCAAUAUUUUUUUGCAGCUUACAAUGAAAACGAGUCGCCAAAGUGAUGUCGUUGAAAGGCUCAAGCCUCCUGUUCCUGAGAGGCCGAAAUUGGUGUCCAAGAACCUGCAAACAAAAGAUGUCCUGGAUGAAAACCUGAAAGAGGAGAACAGGGGAAAAAAGAAUGAAGAAAGUGGAAAAGACGGUGGUUGGCAUUCCAACGGGGCGAAGGAAAUUAAAAUCGACCUGGACGACGUUGAAAGAGGAAUUCCAAUCAACGAUGCUCCUCGACGUGAGAUGGAACCUUCUUGCUUAAACCAGGGUUACGAAGAUGACAAGGAGGACGAAGAAAGUGACGAUGUCAACACGUCAUUUCAACAAAAUGAAGGGCGAAAGGAGUCGGUUACGUCGGUGAUGGUGUUACCUUCGAUCAGUAUUGCCCAUUUCUCCAAAGAAAAAGAGCUUACUCCCGCUGAGCCUUUAAGAAACGUCGAAGAAAAGAUUACCAUCGAGAAAGAAGAAGGCAACUGUGAGGGCAAGGAAGAUGAUGAAGAAGACAUUUCUGGGAAAGAAGUUCUAUGUUAUGCGUGGCAGAUUGCUAAAGGGAUGGUAAGAACUUUUUCGACUGAAGAAUGUCUUUUGCAAUUUAAUCAUCGUUUGCAAAUCACAAAAAUCUGCCUCUUCCCCGUAUUUAAAGUAGUUUACUACUAGUUUUUCUGUGUCUGCAAGUAUUAUGCUAUCCGGUCAUGAGACGGCAGAUUUUUCAAGCAUUCAAAUUGCUGCGUCAAUUAUAACAGACCAUCAGUAGGGCUAACUACUAUCUUGCUGAAUUUUUCGUGAAACAUAGCACACAUAAAAUUGAACCGUUUGAUUUUAAAAAAAGGUCAAAAACGAGGUUUUUUUUUAAUAGCCCGAGAAGCCUAAAAAUCACAUGAAGCCGUCGCGAAGGUACCUAUUGAAAAAUCAGGUCUGUUCGUAUUUUCGAAAAGGUGUCCAAUGAAUACAGCCAUAUGACCUGAAUAAGGCUAAACUAUCUGUUAUUUAAUUUGAAUCGUACGUACAAGCCUGACAUUCAGGGACGUUGCCAGCUUUUUGGCUAGUUGUAGGCCUGGCUGACUUUCAUUUCCACAUAUCCUGAAAAUUGUACGCAUGACCAGUACGCACUGACCUCACCAACAAUUUGAGCUCUUGUGCUUUUUCAGCUGACUCCAACAACGCAUAAUUUGUUACAAGCCGUAGAGUGAUCAAACCAAAAAUUUAAAGGCCCGGGCCUACAGGGCUGUGCGCUGGCUACGCCCCUGAGAAAAGAAGGGAAGUAGAGGAAAGAAAAAGUAAUGAUUAAAUUUGUUUUCGGGACUGGAAGACUGAGCAGCAAGGACUUUCUAGUAAAAUACUCACGUAAUCUGAAUCUUGGAAAGCACAAUAAACGGUCUGCAAGUGGAACUGAUGAUUGAAGCUAAGGGAUUGCUUUUUGUAAACGGCAACCAUGAUGGUAUUUGCUAACUAUUGUAAGCUCAAUUGAUAUACCGUAAAAUUCCGAAAAUAAGCCACGGGGCUUAUAGUUUUCAAAGGCCUUUUUGAGGGGCUUAUUUUUGGAGGGGCUCAUCUAUGGAGGGAAAUUUGUGUUUCAAAAUCGAUUGGGCUAGCCUUAUAGUUGGAAGGAAAUUUCCAAGUACAAGCUUCCCGGGGGGCUUAUAUAUGGAGGGGCGAUUUAACGGAGGGUUUUUUGGGUUACGAGUUUGGGGGGCUUAUAUUUGGAGGGGCUUAUACAUGGAGGGGCUUAUUUCGGAAUUUUACGGUAUCCUCUGGCUCAGCUGUAUAUUUGGCUUUUGGGUUUAGCGAAUAACACCCUCCCGGUGAUCCGCAUAACUCUGCCUCAUCCAAUAAUUGCUGUUUAUUCAAUGGUAUGAAUGAACCUUUUUUAACGAAAAAAUCUAAUUUCUAAAUGAAUAAUGUUCACUGAGGGUAUUCCGUUUUGGGUGACUUCGAAAUAGAAAUCAGCAGUAUAGUAACAACCAAUAGUUUUUUUUUCUUUUUCGGGCGUGGCAGUCUAAGAAGGGCUUUAUUCCACUCACCUUAAGUCUCCCUGAAAAAGAGCAUCUAAUUAAGUGUCAACAGGUGUCAACGGGUUUUCUUCCGCGGUUGAAAUCUUAACUGAAAACCUUAUUUUUCAGCCAAUAUUCAUCCCUUCGAGUUAUCGAGGGUAAAAUUGCAUGAAAGUGAUCUGAAGGGAAAAAAAAAUUACUUCGAGUUAGCGGGAGUUUCGAGUUAUCGAGGGUUCGAGUUACCGAGGAUAAAUUACAGUAAAUGAAAUUCAGUGGAAAUGGAUUCUGGUUCGAGGUAGUAUAAGGUUCGAGUUAGCGAGGGUUCGAGCUGGAGUCGACUGUAGUUCACUUAGCUUGUUCAACUUUGACGGCUUUUUAUGCUGAAAAGUAUACGUCGCGGGGAUUUCUUGGCCAAUUCCUUGAUUUUUUUUCUUGUUUUCCAACAGCUGUGACGGAAAUCCUCCCUCCAUUCUUCAUGAAUAGACCGACGAUCACUUCCUCCCGCUUUCCAGACCGUUUGCCAGGCACAGCGUGCAGUAGCCUGUUCCAGGCUCUCGAUAGUAGGGGUGGCACCGGCAAAAAUAAGGCAAAAAAGCGUAAGGCACCGGCAAAAAUAUAAAAGCGUGAUCUAGGAAAAAGGGGCGGUGGCGGGCUAUCUUUCAGCCUGGAACAGACGUUUCAUUGCACUUGGUUGCUUUCCCGCCAAAUUGUUAAAUCGGGAGUUUGUUUACAACGAUAUCCCGAUUAAACUGCUAUCCCCCUGCCAUAUCGUAAAAUCGAGCUUCCAUUUUAAUUUCAUAUUGGAAUUUUUUUUUUGAUCUAAAGGUAUCUGGUAACUAAAGAUUCUUUGAGAAAUAAUUUCGUUAUUUCUCUGCCAGGAAUACUUGGCCAGCAAAGGAUUCAUUCAUCGUGACCUGGCAGCCCGUAAUAUCCUACUUGGUGAGGACAGAGCGGUGAAGAUUGCUGAUUUUGGUUUGUUACGCCACGCAAAUGAGAGUGAAAUAUACGAAGUUACGAGCGUACACAAGCUACCAAUGAAAUGGAUGGCACCUGAAGCGUUCGAAAGCGGCAUUUUUACUUUCAAGACUGACGUGUGAGUAUAUGUUAACGAGGUCACAGUUAGGCCGAGCUUAGGCUUCCUGUGAUGCAGUGUAAAGUUGAGGUUUUAGAUAACAAAGACCCUGCAAUGUACUGUUUAGAACUGUCUGAAAAGAAAGAGCACAAUUUUGAUCAUGACACUGUCUACAGUAGCGGUUAUCACUCUAUCUCUAAAGAAAUACUCAAGUGUUUGGAAAACAUUAGCCUGUUCCAGGCGUGAAUCUUGAAAAUAAGACACAUAAACAGAAACUUUGAGCCGAUGAAGUUAAUCAGAGACCAUCUUGAAUCCUAGAUUCCAGGCUCCACAUCCCGCAUUCCAGAUACUAGAUUCCGGAUUCCAACUCAGUGUAUUCCAGAUUUCAAAAGGCCUAGAUUCCAGAAUUUCACAGUUAGCUGGAUUCCGGAUUCAAAGUCCAUGACUCCAAGCAAAAAUGUCCUGGAUUACCAUCCAUGGGGCGAGAUAAACAAAAUUGAUAUUUCUAUGAAGUUAAUUCUUGCAAUUUCUUUAUCUGCUUCCUUUUAUUGCAGAUGGUCUUUUGGAGUUGUUUUGUGGGAACUAGCCACCAUGGGUAAGCUGCUUUUAUAAAUCUUUGUAUACCUGAUGCUAGUAGAAUAAUACUCUAGUCAUUUUCCUAUACCCGAGGGAAUUGAGGGGAAUCCCCCGAGAAAGUAGAUAGAGAAAAAAUUACUGUUCUGUUUUAGGAUAGCAGUCACGGGAGAAUCGAACCGCUUUAUAAAAGAUGCUAUUCUGACAUAAUGUUGUGAUUGCUCACAGCUAGAAAAAAUAAUAGGCAAACUUCCGCCCUCUCCUUGCCGUCUUUUCCGGGGACGAGCGCAGGCUCAUAAUAAUUCAGCCUAUAAGUCAUACCCUUAACCACAACUUGACCUGAUAUCACGUGUCACUUGGCAAAAUGAAUACUCCGUAAUGGUAAACUUGUACAUUACGUUAUUUUAAUCCCUCCUGGAGGUUGGUAAAUUGAUAUUACAUGAUGGUCAUUGAACAAUUUGGUCUGAAAUCAUGCGCGUUAUUUCGAGCUCGAGUUCGAUUUGAGAUCAGAAGUAUGAUUUCAGACUAAAAUUGCACGACAUGAAGUUAAAUUAUCACUUUAUCACAGCCAUUUUGAAAUCGCAAAAUUCAGUCCGCACCAGCAGUGAUUGGCCGUGACACCAGACAAGUUAGCUCGUUAUCCCCCAUACUCGUUAACAUAUAUUCUGAAGCUAUGCUAAGAGAUGCUGGCGCUUUAAGUGGUGUGAAUGAAGGUAUUCAAGUGGGAGGUCAUCUCAUUAAGACAGUGAGUUUUGCGGAUGAUCAAGCAACCUUAGCCAGUUAAGUUAAAGGUCUGCAACUUAUGAUGGGUAAAAUGCAGGAAAGCGCGGGGGAAUAUGAUAUGAAGAUCAAUGUUAAGAAGACUAAGGUGAAGAAAAUCUGUAAGAGGCCUGGUGACGAAUUCACGAUCUUUCUUGAGGGUAAACAAUUAAGUCAAGAAUCGUCGCACUUUAACUACCUUGGGAGCCUCAUUACACAGGAUGGAUCCUGUUAAAAAUAAAUUAGAUCGAGAAUAGCCCGAAAACGCGUUUACUAAGAAAAAAGAACUGCUGACAAAAGCCUUCAGCGCGCUAGCCUUUGCCUGAAGAAGAGAAUUAUAGAGACUGUCAUCUGGGGUACUCUUCUGAAUGGAGUCGAAUGAUAGACCUUAAAGAAAGAGGACGUGCGAAGGCUGGAGAGCUGUGGGAUGUGGCUUUGGAGAAAGGUUUUAAACAUAUAUUGGUCUGACAAAGUCUGUAACGAAGAAGUAUUGAGGCGUGACGGUGAGGAGAGUGCCAUCAUAUCUGUUAUCAACAGAAGACAGAGAGUCUGGCUUGGUCAAACCCUACGACAUGGUGAUCAUGUCUCAUUAGUUAUUGAGGGAAGAAUACCAGGAAAAAGACCACCUGGAAGACCUCAAGCGGAAAUGCUGGAUGGAGUGAAGGAUGGCAGCUUUUACGUAGCGGUCAAAAUGCGUGCCUUAAAUCGAGAACUAUAAGGAAGGACCUGCCUGUGGGCAGAUCAAAUAGCCUGUUGAAAAGCGGAAACAAAAGGGCUUUUUCAUCUCAUUUGUAUUCGAAAAAGAAAUGAUGCGAUAUAAAGCAAGGUGCGACGGUGCAACAGGACAAGAGUAAACUUAUUAUACCUUGGAAUCAGGGAUAAUCAUUGGAACUAUGUUAACUUUUAGACCUUGGAAACACAUUGCAAUUAAUUUUUAACCGUAUUAAAAGCAUCUUGGAAUAUUAAACUUUCAUCUUGGAUUAAAACAUUGGAACUUUAUCGAACUUUGUAACCCUGGGUUCGACCCUGGAUAAAGCAAGCGGAUGUUUUGUUUUGUUUUGUUCCAUUAACCUAGAUAGAACGCCAUUAUGCUUCCAUAGACCAACGCAUCCCACGGAAACGACUUUAGGCGUCUUGUUGAGGGAAGAAUACCUGGAAAGAGACCACCUGGAAGACCUCGAGCGGGAAUGCUGGAUAGAGUGAAGGAUGGCAGCUCUUACGUAGCGGUCAAGAGGCGUGCCUUAGAUCGAGAACCAUAAGGAAGGGCUUGCCUAUGGGCAGAUCAAAUAGCCUGUUGAAAAGCGAAAACAAAAGGACUUUUACAGCUCAUUUUGUAUUCGAAACAGAAAUGAUGCGAUGUCAAGCAAAGGUGCGACGGUUCGACGUGGUUUAGAACAGAUGUGAUUGUGUGAUUCGUAAAUAAAUCACUCUGCUGAGAGCUAAUCAGAUUGCAGGGAUCACCAGCGAUUUCAAAAUGAAAAAUUAGAAAAGCCUGAUAAUCUUUGAUAAGACAGCAUUGAUCUUUAUUUUUUUUAUUUUAGGGGGCAGACUCCAUACCCUGGGAUAAGCCCUAUGAGGCUAUGCAGUUUACUUAAAUCUGGAUAUCGGAUGGAGAAACCCAACACGUGCAGCGAUGAAAUGUAAGUCAGAAUAGAAAUAAUAAAAGACGCCCGAAAAGAGGUACGAUGAAGAAAUACUUUCAUAGUCCUUCAAACAGUUUUUUUUUUUCUAAAAUUGUCAGCCUUUUCCAAGGAGUGGAAACUGCAGCGCACCUCUUUCCUUUACGUUGCCCCAUUCUAAAAGAGCCCAUAGAACAUAAGUGUCUUCAAUAUUCAAAGUAAACGGAGACAUAUCUUUGUGUAGUGGUAUUUUAAACUAUGGCUUCCUUUUUCAACAGAUACAAAUUGAUGAUGGACUGCUGGAAGGAGGAUCCAAAUGAACGACCCUCAUUCGUUCAACUAAUACCGAUACUGGAAGAGAUGAUGACAGAAGAUACCCUUACUAUUAUUUCAGACUCCUGGAUCAGAACCAGCCAUGUUACCGUGAGGCAUCCGCCACUAACACCAGUAAAAGCUAGUACUCUUGAUACGAAGCUGUAA
Porites lobata is the source of this 21630-nucleotide messenger RNA. The record is from the annotation of a GenBank genome assembly. NCBI's taxonomy places the organism in Eukaryota, Metazoa, Cnidaria, Anthozoa, Scleractinia, Poritidae.